GUUUAUCGUGCGCUCAUUAUCCUGUCUCUCUCGUCCGACACAUCCAAUUGCUUCGGUUCUUCGUCCAGGCCCAAAGAAAUCGUCUGUCGUUCUUGUUCAUAAAAGAGCUCGUUGUAUUCGUUUUCCUGUUGGAAUUAGAAACCAUCGCUAAGCGUUAAAAGGAAGCUUCAAAUGAAUUUGUUUAUCAGGACCCCAGCAUCUUUGAAGAAGUGUUAUACCCAAGGUGAAUGCAUUUAGCACAUCAAUAAUUCCAAUCAUCAUGUUCAUGUUGAUGCAGCAUUUUAGUCCAGAAAAUACAAGUACCCCUUGCUCGAGCUGAAUUUAAGUCCACAAAAAUUUACAUCGACACGUAGUUCUUCCAAAGGCAGCUGCGCCUCACAUCCAGCAGCGAAAAUGAAGUUCGUUGACAUGGUUCUGUGGAACGUGCGGGAGCACCUGCUGAAGAAAUUUCCGGGGCAGGAGCUGAUUUCCGUCUGGGUUUUUCAUUACGGCUUGAGCAGCGACACCAAUCUGUCGUUGCUGAAAAUGGUGGACUCGGUGGAUUUUCCGGAUACGCACCUGUUUCGCGACCCCAUCGCCACGUACAAGAACCCGAUGACACUGUCCGAGGUCCGCGCACAGGCCAGUGGGCAGAAGCGGAUGGUGAGUCUCGCCGAUCUAGAUCCAAAGGCCUUCGAGAUCUGGACCACGUUUCUCGAUUGGCUUUUGCGGUUCGCCGAAGACCCGCACCCGUGCGAGGCGGACUUUGCGACCCGCAUUUACUUCAACUUCUUUGACUGCUGCUUUCCGGAGGGGAUCGACCCGGACCGGGUGGCCGCCUGCGUCGACUUCGCGUCGGGAGAUCCCAAGCAGAUUCAGGCCCAGUUUUCCACGAUGUACGGGCAUUUCUUUCAGCUCUACCCGCGACAGUGGGCGUACGGCCUGGAGCACUUUGACUGCCCCUGUGCGGACAAUGCGGAUUUCCUAUUCGGGAUCCUGGACUGGAACGAGUCCGGGAUCAUCGAUUACGAGGAGAUUGCCAUCCUGACCCCGGUAUCGAGUGCAAAUAUGUCUGGGUCUGGAAGAGUGCGCCAUUUGUCAUGCAGAUUUUCCAUGAUCACCCAUUUAACGCUGUACCAACCGGCGCAGAAUAGAAUGUUGACCAAUUGUUGACGAUAUUGGGACGGACAGGGUUUUUCAAAAAGCAGCGCUCCUGUUCGAGAGCACGGGCGGGCAUUGCGGGAGCCAGAGCUCGUUUUGGCAUUGCAAAUUAGGUCCACCGUUGUGCCCCGCAGCGCACUCCCAUGGUUCCCCGCGAUAGAGUUUCGCCUUGGUGUGGCACCAAAACAAGCUACGCCUAUACGGCGGCACAGGACUGGAGAGAGAUUUGAGUGGCCUGGUGUGGGUUUUGGAAUGAAGAUCGUCAAUUUGGAAUCGCGAUCAGCGAUGUGAAAUGGAGAUCGCCCGUUUGAAAUGCCGAUCAGGCAUUUGAAAUGGCGAUCAUCAAUUUGAAAUCGCGAUCACCAAUUUGAAAUCGCGAUCACCAAUUUGAAAUCGCGAUCAUCAAUUUGAAAUCGCGAUCAUCAAUUUGAAAUCGCGAUCAGUGGGUCUGGCCCAAUUUGAGACGAAGAUCAUGGUCUCCGGCUCAAUUUGAAAUGAAGGUCAGAAAAAGGUCCGAAUUAGGUCAGAAUUAGGUCAGAAAUCCCGUCCCUAUCUUACAUUCUGGAUUUCUGACCUAAUUCGGACCUGUUUAUGACCUCCAUUUGAAAUUGAAAAGCUCGGCGUCAAAAUCUGAAAAGUUUCGUCUUCACAGAAGCGCUUUUUUCUCUUCGGGACUCUCUCCUUGCCCGUUCGGUCGGUCUCGAAUUUUGCUUACUGGGUGGGCGCCUGGCACUGGCGAAAAUUUUCGCUCGGCGGCCCUUCAGGCCGCCAACGUUCUUCCUCUUUACCUUUGCAUUCUACAUCUGCCAGCUUUCUGUGCUGCUACCUGUUGGCCGUUGGAAGCCGGCAGUCGUCGGCCUUUCAUUCCCCUGGGUCGCCCUAAGUUGAUGUGAAAAGGAACGCCCCGGGCAAUGGUGUGGGGGAUGAUGGCCGUACUUUCGCAGCUUUUGUUUUAGGUUCUGCCCAAGCGGUAGAACACGUUCAAAACACGCGUGUUAGCCCUGCCGCCAAGUCCCGCCCCGCCCCGCCAUGGCUUGGCCAUAUGACCGGUUUGUGGCGCCUAGAAUCAGAAAAAGCUGGCCGUCCCAAAUCCGUCCCAAAUCUGUCACAAUUUAAAUCACAAACCGCAUGGUAUGACGUUAACACCCAUUCCCAUGAGGUCUGUAAUGCAGGACCUUGCAUGACAGAUUCUGCGCGAUCUCUACUUAUCAUGCCUAUCCUACAUGAGAAACUCCCUCGCGACUUGGCCAAAACUGGACGACUUUAGGUAAUCACGCAACACAGAUUUUUCCAUGAUUAAGGUUUUGCAUGACAAGUUCCACUCUUCCAGACCCAGAUAUAUUUGCAAUGCAUAUCCGGAGCUGACCCGGCUCGGCGAACUGGCGGAGGAGGCGGAGCGGUUCGCCGUGGAGAUGGCCCGGGACCUAUUGAGAGGAAAAAUCCCCCCUCCCCAUAUCGAAAUGGAAAUCUGUGAUGCAGGAUUUGGGUACACAAAUCGGAUUUGCCUUGCAGUAAGGCAUCGCAGCAAGAUCCUCGGCCUAGGUAGGGGCGUAUAGGUAUAGUUGCUUAGCAUUGCAAACGGGUGCCCCCUAGGCGCAACAGCAUGCCAAAUCGCUUCCAUAAUGGUGCGGAAGCCUCUGCGCUUGUCUUCUUGCAAGACAGACGUGAUUUGCGACCUCAAAUCAGCAACGUAGCCAUUUUGGCUCAAGACUUCUUGUCUUGUGGCCCGUUUUCCCACAAUUAGAUGCGGGGCCGCAACCCCCGCGAGAUCAUCUGGUUUCAGGAACUCAUCGUGAGUCCCAAGAUCCGUAGCGGCUCUACAUAACAGGCGCGGGUGCGGCCGGUCUGCCUCUAGCUCAUCCAGUAUGAUUUCCCUUACACACAUCCCCACAAUGAGACUCUACUUGCGCUUCUCAGUUUGCGCGCACGUGCGCAGCCAAGCAACUGAGUGAUCCCCGCAGGGCUCUUGCCCUCUCCCUCUCUUCCCGUCAGCGGUCCGGGCGCUUAACAUCUUCUCUCUGCAGCGUGGCUGGCUAUCGUCGGGGUGGAAUCUCUCUCUCCGAAACAGACGGGCACUACCAGGACAAGCGCCCAGCCCGCAGGUGAUCGACAGGCCGCCGACUUCUUCCGGAGAGAGUGGCUGCUCGUGUUGGGUUUCGUCUACAUGUCAAUCCCUGUCCUUCGAGUGCGACUUCCUCUUGUUUCCGGCCUCUCGCAUGCGGACUUCCAUGUUUCCUUGUUCCUGCCAGACGGGACCUCCGGCAUAGGCGGCUUUGCAGCUUCGACGUGCUGCUCUUAGAUGAGUUUGGAUUUAUGCCGGAGCGGGCGGCUGCUCCGGUUCCACGAGGAUGCCGCGCCCACCAGCGGAUUGCCCAGACGCGCGGGGAGAUCAGGGACAAAAUCUUUGUGUGUUGCAAUUCGUUAUUGGUGUCUUUUCAUUUUGGUUGUUCACUGUGUCUCCUCGGAUGAUGUACCCUUAACACUGAACUCAGGUCGGAACUCGUCGCUGCCACUCUCUCCGUUGGCCGGUGGUUUUCCACAAUUGGUAAGCGGUCGGCUUCGUGGACUUCGGGUUUCGUGGGUGCCAGCAAUACUUCCUCCUGCUUUUACCAUGCAGACAAGCCUGAGUCAGACCACAAGCGUUCUGGCCCGAUCGCCGCCACAAGCGCAGGCGCGGACUCCCAAGAAGCGUUGAGGUCAGGCUUGUAGGCAUGGUAGCCGGUCCCUGUGCGGUGGGGCCCUUGUUUAGCGGUGGUGUAUCUGCGGCCGGUGGUGGAGUGGUGCGGUUUUCGAUUUCGUGCUUCUUCUUCCGAGGCGAUGCGUUCCAGAGAGGGAGCGGUGGGUCACACGUGCGCGGCGGCGUCGGCGCUCUUGGAUUUGAUCGCGAACGUCCUCUCGGGAGAGGAGGAUGUAGCUUCAUUCCUUAACUGACUACACCUCCUCUCUUGCGGCUCUCGUGCUCGCGGUGGCUGCUAUACGGAACCUGUGGCGCGUGGACGCGACGGCUGACGACUUUACGCUGGAACUAUGGGAUCCUGUUGCUUCUCCCGAGCGAGGCCGUCUUGCCUUCCACUCAGGGCUCUCGUGGAUUGAGCCUGGCGGGAAAUUCCCGUUGCGCGAGGCUCUUGCCAGGAGUUCGUCCACGCUUGCCGACGCGGUUUCGGGGGUAGACGGGGCCAGGGUGGCUAUCGGAGCUUGCUCCGGGGCUUGCGGUGUGGGGGCGGGUUCAUGGGGCUGUGCCCGGGCUCAGCGAGGCUUUUUCUCCUGUCUGUGCUCCCUCGUGUUCACGCUCCUGUGCUGCUUGACUGGUAGUCAUUUUGGCUUUUGUUUUUCCUCCGUCGCUGUCGUUUGGUCCCCGGGGCCGCCACGGACAGGGCCCCCUGGGUUACCUCGGUCGAGUGGUUGUGCGUUUCGGUUCUCCUAUGCCCAUGCCUACCGUGUACUUGCCGCUGGGUACUGGUAGAGCGUCUCUUUCGUCAGACUGUUUCGCUUCGGCGAAACGACAUGACGAUUGUUUGGGGAGGUUCCGAACGGUCCCCUCAGGGCAUUGCCUCGUCGCUGACCUGUGGAGAAAGGCGGUUCAGGUCAGCUUCGGGAAGGGUAUCCGGAGUUGAGUUAGCUUCGGCUUUCUCUUGUGUAUUCGAGGGCAGUGGUUGGCGGAGGUUGUCGGGUUGUUCCUAAUUGGUCAUCCCAGAACAUUUGUGUUCCCUUGUGACUUCCUCAUUUCCUGUGCAGUGUUACACUGCAUAUACAGGCGCCACCCUCGUUUAUCACCUCCAGGGCUACGUGCGACCCCUCCGACGCUGCGUGUGGAAGGAGGAAGUUCGGCGUGUCGGGUGAGGGACCCCCGACGGCUGGCCUACGGAUAUUAGGUGGAAAACAGGCUCAAAUCAGCAACGCAAAUUUUCGGACACACACCUUUUCGAUAUGGGGAGGGGGGAUUUUUCCUCACAAUAGGACCGGGAGAAGGCCGCGAUGGCCCCCGGAGCGGCUAUGCAGCUCAUGUCAAGGUUUGAGUUCAAGAUGGCCCAGCUGCGCCGGUUGAACAAGCGACGCAGAAAGGCGGCGGAACAGUUGGAGCAGUGGAUUAUGCAAAAAUACGGCCACAAGAUGCGAGCCUGGCUGGAGAUUGACAACGAUCGCUCCAUGCAGGUGUCCAGAAUCGAAUUCAUGAAGUGGUGCGCAUCCAUUGGCUACACCGGGGACCGACGCGCGGCCUGGAGCUUUUACGAUAAGGACGAGUCAGGUAAAUGGUCGUGCAAUGCGUCUCUUCAAUACGGUUUAUUUUGCUUAUUGGAUGAAAAAAAAUACCAGGGAAUAAAGAGAUUCGGAUUGCUUUAUUAUGCGUGUCGCGAAAAUCAAAAUGAAAAUUCAACAAAUUGCUCGCUCGAAAACAUCAAAACAGGCGACCUGUCCGUGGAUGAGUGGUCGCUGGACGCUUCCAUCGGGAUGGGGCAGUUUCAGGCCUGGUUUCGUUCAAGGUUUUCCUGCCAGACGGAACUGGUCCUGCAUUUGUUCCGGUGGCAGGACCGCAAAGUGGGCCACCUGACCGAACACCAGUUCGUGGACAUCCUGAUUCAGAUGGACUUCCGGCCGGUGAUCUCGAUAGCCGCAAUAUCAAAAGGAAAAAUCCCCCCUCCCCAUAUCGAAAACGAAAUUUGUGAUGCUGUAUUUGAGUACACAAAUCGACUUGUAAUGCUAGAAGGCCAAGAGACGCAGCUGUGGCCUCGUUUGCAGGCAAUUUGUCAUGCUGUUUCCCACUUCCAGCUGCCCCCUGUCAUGCUGAAGGUGCAAGGCUCUCCCAGGCCAACCAGAACUACAGUCCGCAUCUUGUCCCUUUUAGCAUGACAAAGCUGAUUUGUGACCACAAAUCUGCAUCACAAAUUUCUAGUUUGAGUAUGGGGUGGGGGGAUUUUUCAUUUUGAUACGCAAUUUUUCAGCCCCUGAUUGAGCUCGCGAUCGACUUGCUGAAGAAGCGGUCCGCGAGAGGGUCCAUGAAAUCCAACUUUGACAUGGCUUCCGACGCGUGGAAAACGCGACGGUUCCGGGUGGCAGACCACUUGGAAGAGGUGAUGAAAAAAUCUGGGACGACGAACAAGGUCGAUAACAAGCAGAAAAAGCGCGAGCUGGGAAAGUUUCUGAAACAGCAGCGAAUGCAAAUCGAGAAAGCAGAGGCCGAAGCUCAGGAGAAGAGGAAGGAGGAGGCAAGCAACGUCUUCAAGGAGAUGCACGCCGACCUGGAGGAGGUAGACGCGGGAGGGGCGCCGGCCUCAACAGCUGGCACCGAAGGGCAGCAUGCUGCUGGAGGUGAGAGUGACACCGCGCCAGCUGCUGCAGAGGAAGUAGAUCCAGAGCAGAUAGAAGCACCAGCUCCUACUGAAGAGACCAUAGUGCCAGCGCCGGCCGCUGAAUCAACCCAGGGUGAACUACUACAGGAAGGAAUAGAGGGUAGUGAAAAUAAAGUAGCCGACGAGUCUGCUGACGCAAGUGCCGGCGUUUCCGCUCCUGAUGCUGAAGAAGAGCUCCCUGCCAUCGUAGAUGAUGCAGCUGAAGAACAGCAUAUGGAAGAGGCAGAACAGCACGAAACUACGCAACCACGUGAGGCGCCGACUGCCGAAGAACAUGACGAACAGCAGGCGUCAGAGGGCGUCGCAGCUGCUGCUGUGGCUAAAGGUGAGGCUACUGGUAGUCCGGAAGCAAUCAACCCAGGAGAGGCCGCCGAUGCCGAGGCGGCUCCGACUGAUGUAGCCCAAGAAGCAGAAGUUACUGGUGAAGCAGGCGCAGCUGAACCUGACGCAGCGAAGGGCCCAGGAGCAGAGAGCGUAGAAAAUGUUGAUGCAGUUGCCGAGGGCUCCCCGAGCCCGUCCAGCGAGGUGGUACCUCCGCAAACGACCGAGGAAACUCCUGGGGCGGUCGGGUCCGUAGACACGACCGAAGCCUCGGCAGAACAGACACAGGUCGCCGAACAAAACGACGAGGCCGUGGACGAAAAUCAAAUCGCCGACGCGGAAGACACCGGCGCAGCUGCUGAAGGCGGCGCGGAAAUACAAAUAGCAACUGACGGCGCUCCAUCGACCUCCGCUACACAAGAGACGCCGGCAGUAGAAGCCAUUGAAAGUCCAGCUCCAGAGACCACGACCGGCGAGCCAGUUGCAGCUACAAGUACCGUGGAAGACGAUGAGGCCGCUUCUGCAGAGGUUCUCGAAGCAGCCGGCGAGCCAGCUGUGGCUGCUGAAGGUGAUGAUGAAGGAGGACAAGCGGCGCCCCCCGCCAUAGACGACGACUCUCCUUCGCCAGGAGCACCACAGAUCAUAGAUACAGAAGAGCACCCCGAAACUAUGCACUCUUCCGCGCGGGUGUCUUUCGUUGAGGAGCCCGACGUCGUUGUGGAAGGGAAAACUCCGAAACACGAGCCCAUCGUGAUGAACGCGGCGACGAGCGUCGAUGACAUCCCGACCGGGUUGAACGCGCAGGCUGAGCCGGAAAAUGCCGAAGACGAGGAACAGCGGCUCCACGAGGAGAAGUUAGCGAAACUGAAAGUAAGGGAAGAGGAGCACGAGCGCAUGAAGCAGGAGCAAGCGGACGCACAAAAGGCCGCAGAGGCAGAGAUGGACGAAGAGGCACUGUACCUGCUCCAGCAGGAGCGCGCGGCUAUCAAAAUCCAAUCGUUACAACGGCAGCGGCUGGCCCGACGGGCCGCGUACAAGAAAAAGGAGACGAAACGGAAAGCGACAAUAUUGGAAAUGAAGUACGUCCCGGAGGUCCACAACAAGCCCGGGGCAGCCCCCAAGCACCGCAGCGGCAAGUCGCUGUGGGAGAAGGUUCGCAACCAGCGCUGCAGCGGGUUGCUGCGCGGCCCCGUCGCGCUCCGGAACCUGAACAGCACCAACCGGUCGGUUGCGGCCAUGCUGAAGGAAGCGUGGCAGCGCGAGGUCGCGCGCGCCGACCGCGAGCGGGAGGGAAUCCAGAAGCUGGAGCGGCUUUCCGGGUACCAGAAGCUGCUUUUCUGGGCGCCCAAGUUCGAGGACGCGGGCGAACCCAUCGACGGGGACCUGCUGGUGAAGAACAUCCACCGGGAGGUCGCGGAGCUGGUGGUCACCCACGGCUUUAUCGAGGGCGACGACGUGUCGGAGCAUGAACAGGACGUGGAGGAUUUAACGACCCAGCUGCUGCAGUUCACCGACCCCUUUUCGAUGUACCUGGAGAACCGCAAGAAGUUUUUCCGCGAGCUCUUCUUCUCCGUGGGCGCGGACGCGAAGGGCGACCGCUUCCUCUACCCAGACGACCUGAACUGGCUCCGGCACUGGACGCCGCAGCCGUGGCUGCUCGCCCUGCCAGACUUUUACUCGAAGCACGACCUGUAUGAUAGUGCACAACUCCCCCUCACCCUCAUUUGUAUUGCAUGAACGGCAAUACAAGCAUCAGCAAGAGUGCCGGCUUUGCAUGACAAAUUUGCACGGAUUAUUGUGCUAUCUGGGCUACCAGAACUUGUCAUGCAAACAGUGCCAAGAGGCAAAGGGUGGAUUGGGUCUUUUGCAUUACAAAUGAGGGUGAGGGGGAGUUGUGCACUGUCAUAACCUGAUCAAGUGUCUCCGCGAGGAGAACUACAACAACGACCUCGCGGUGUGGCGGACGAUGGACGCCUAUCAAAUGCAAAAAUGUCUGGGUCUGGAAACUUGUGAUGCAAGUCCGUGAACAAUAAGUGCUCUGUAAUGCGCCGCCAAGCAUGACAAUUUUUUUCGUGCUUCUGUGAUGCGUAUUUCGCAUGAGAAACUGCGCUUUUGCAUGACAGGCAAGAGGACCUCUUGGUGGCCGCGCAAUCCAGAGUGCAGAGUCAUGCCAGACUAGCAUGACAAUCUUCCAGACCCAGACACUUUUGCAUUUGAUAACGCCGACGCGAGUAACAAGGUGACGUGGACGGAGAUCUACGACGCCCUGAAACACAUCCGGUGGGAGCAUCUGGACAAGCGACUGCCGGGCGCGUGGCGCGCGCUGGACACGCACCGCCGCGGCUACAUCACCCUGCAGGACUUCUCCCCCCGAACCGUGGAGCUGCUGCAGCCCUUUUUCCAGUGGGUCCACGGCCGGUUCCGCUCCUUCGAGGCGGCCAUGAAGUUCCUCGAGGGCGGGAUCAAGGAAGGGAGGAAGGACAUGGGGCUGCUGGAGUUCCGGGAGCGCCUCCGCAUCGGCGGCUGGAAGGAGAACUGCAGCGAGCUCCUGCAGCUGCUCGACUUGGACGGCGGGGGCUCCGUGACGCCGUCCGAGAUCAUGUUUUUGGAGGUGUUCGACAUGGAGUUGGCGGAGGAGACCCCGGAGGACGAACUUGCGAAGCGCAAGGCCAUGAUCGCCGUCGAGAAGCGCGCCGCGACGUCGGUGGACCAGACCUUCGACAAUCGGUUCAUGUACAAAAACGAUCACGAACAGUACUGCGCCGAGGUGAUGUCGAAGCAGACGCAGCCGAGUCAGGACCAGAUCCACGAACGGGCGGUGGAAAAGCAGCGGAAGCUGGACACCAUGCACGAGGGCGUCGAGGAGAUGCUGCGCAACCGCCGGCCGAAGCCGGAAAACCGCAAGUCGCACAUCUUGUGGCAGCGGAACAUCCCCUUUUGGGCCGUCCCGGGGGUGGAAGGCAUGUACCCGCCGCACGUGCGUCACCCGCCGCCGAAAAACGUCCAGCACCCGCUCAAGCCGAAAUACCUGCACCCGCAACCCGAGCAGUACGAGGUGGACCGGAAAUUCUGGCGGGAAAAACCGGUCUUGCUGGAACCGAUUUCGCCGUUCAUGUGGCACCCAACCUUGCAGCGCGGCUGGAUCAAAUCUUUCGGGCCCAGUCCGACUGGCUAA
Messenger RNA from Amoebophrya sp. A120, 9984 nucleotides. The record is from the annotation of a GenBank genome assembly. NCBI's taxonomy places the organism in Eukaryota, Dinophyceae, Syndiniales, Amoebophryaceae.